Ilex paraguariensis (yerba mate) is the source of this 1254-nucleotide messenger RNA. The record is from the annotation of a GenBank genome assembly. Lineage: Eukaryota; Viridiplantae; Streptophyta; Magnoliopsida; Aquifoliales; Aquifoliaceae.
AUGCGCCGGAAAUAUGGCUCCUCCGCCGUCCAUGGACGAUCCGGUGGUGGAGGAUGGUUUAGGUGUUUGUAUAGUGAGACGUUGCGGAGUUCGAUAUGUGAAGGAGGUAGAAUUCGGAUGAAUCUGGAGAAGAUUCGGAUGUCGAAAGGAGGAGAGAGAUUGGAGACGGUGAUCGGGAGAGGAGAGGAUGAGGAAUUGCCGGAGUUUGAAUUUGGAGCUUUCGAUGUUGAAGUUCUUGAUAGAUCCAGUCGCGGAAAGAAGCUUGCGAGUGGAGAAUUCCUUGAUCAGUAUGUGCAAAAUGGUGCGAUUGAGAGGCACACUAUGCGUGGGUUAAUCGAUUCGAUUCGGCUAGUUGGCGCCAGUGAGUUUCAAUGCUCGGAGUGGGUCGAGGAGCCAACACUUUUAAUUACACGCUAUGAGUAUGCGAACCUUUUUCACACGGUUACUGAUUGGUACAGUGCAUACGUGGCUUCUAGAGUUACUGGCUUGCCUAAUCGGCCUCGUUUGGUUUUUGUAGAUGGUCAUUGUGAGACGCCUUUGGAAGAAACAUGGAAGGCAUUGUUUUCGAGCCUCACAUAUGCUAAAAACUUCAGCGGUUCAGUAUGCUUUCGCCACGCCAUCCUCUCACCUUUAGGAUAUGAAACUCCUCUAUUUAAGGGUCUGUCUGAAAACAUAAAUUGUCAUGGAGCAUUUGCACAUGACUUGUGGCAAAACCCUGAUGAUCAGAAAACUGCACGACUGUCGGAGUUUGGAGAGAUGAUUAGAGCAGCUUUUGGGUUUCCUGUAAAUCGGCACCGUACCCCAAAACUGGUCUCAGGACACAAUGUCCUAUUUGUUCGACGCGAGGAUUAUUUAGCUCAUCCACGACAUGGUGGUCAGGUCCAAUCAAGGCUUAGCAAUGAACAACAAGUGUUUGAUUCUAUAAAGAGCUGGGCAUCAAGUCAUUUGGAAUGCAAAGUGAAUGUUAUUAAUGGACUAUUUGCACACAUGCCCAUGAAAGAGCAGGUUCGAGCCAUUCAAGAUGCUUCCGUCAUUGUUGGAGCCCAUGGGGCUGGUCUCACUCACAUAGUUUCUGCCACAGCAAAAACAGUGGUUCUUGAGAUCAUUAGCAGCGAAUACAGACGCCCGCACUUUGCAUUGAUUGCUCAGUGGAAAGGGUUGGAGUAUCAUGCCAUAAAUUUGGAUGGCUCUUAUGCUAAUCCACCCAUGGUUAUCAACAAGCUUAGCAGCAUCUUAAAGAGUCUUGGGUGCUGA